This is a messenger RNA of Mixia osmundae IAM 14324, 1512 nucleotides long. RefSeq lists its product as uncharacterized. The record is from RefSeq and is a predicted model, not a curated record. The coding region runs from base 1 to 1512 and encodes 503 amino acids. The transcript is spliced from 7 exons. Gene Ontology annotation, molecular function: signaling receptor complex adaptor activity; protein binding. Lineage: Eukaryota; Fungi; Basidiomycota; Mixiomycetes; Mixiales; Mixiaceae. Gene Ontology annotation, biological process: G protein-coupled receptor signaling pathway. Gene Ontology annotation, cellular component: cytoplasm; heterotrimeric G-protein complex.
AUGAACUCUAUUUUUCUCGCGACCGAAGCACAGGAGCAGCGACUCGUCAGGCAGCCUUGUGCGUCAUCGGGGACACGGGUACGUUCGCGCAGACGGUCUUUGGCGACCGGUGGAGAUAGACUGGGCAACCCCGUCCAGUCGUCCAACGAAUACAAUAGACUUGGCCUUGUCAAUUGCCAAGGGGCAGCUCUAGACGACGUUGCGACCUUUUGUCGCUCAGACUGCGCCAUUCUAGACGUGCAGCAGCGCACAACACGCUCGUCAAGCAUAUCUGUACCAGCCUGCCGGCUAGGCAGUCAACACCGUUCCUUCAGCUCAGCGCAGCGCCAGGUUCUACCAUCUGGCGCGAUCGGUUUUGAGUCGGUGUCAGAGCAAAGCUCGACGGAACGCACCAGCUUUUUGCAUAGUCAGCAAGUCGCCAUCAUGUCAGCGCCCGACAUCCAAGAGAAGAUUGCUGCUGCCAGGCGAGAAGCGGAGACGCUCAAAGAGAGGAUACGAGCCAAACGCGACCAACUAGGCGAUACAUCCUUGCGAGCGAUGGCACAAGAAUUAGACCCGCUGCCGCGCAUCAUGAUGAAAGCCAGAAGAACAUUACGCGGUCACCUUGCAAAGAUUUACGCGAUGCAUUGGGCUCAGGAUAAGCGACAUCUCGUAUCCGCUUCACAAGACGGCAAGCUCAUCGUCUGGGAUGCUUACACAACCAACAAAGUCCACGCGAUACCGCUCCGGUCGUCCUGGGUCAUGACGUGCGCCUACGCGCCCUCUGGCAAUUUCGUCGCUUGUGGCGGUCUCGACAACAUAUGCUCAAUCUAUAACCUUCGCAGCAAAGAGGGCAGCGUCAAGGUUGCCAGAGAGCUAUCUGCCCACACGGGCUAUCUGUCUUGCUGUCGAUUCCUCAACGACCGACAGAUCGUCACGAGCUCGGGCGAUAUGACCUGCAUGCUCUGGGAUAUUGAUGCGGGCGUGCGAGUGCUCGAGUUUACUGAUCAUACAGGCGAUGUCAUGAGUCUAUCCGUCGCGCCUUCUCAGAAUAUCUUUGUGUCUGGGGCUUGCGAUGCAACUGCCAAGGUCUGGGAUAUUCGGACAGGCAAAGUCGUGCAGACCUUUCACGGCCACGAGUCAGACAUCAACGCAGUACAGUUUUUCCCCAAUGGGGACGCGUUUGCUUCUGGCUCAGACGAUGCAUCCUGUAGACUGUUCGACUUGCGAGCAGACAGAGAGCUCAACCAGUACACUCAUGACAACGUUCUCUGCGGCAUUACCUCUGUCGCCUUCUCCGCCUCCGGGCGCAUCCUCUUUGCUGGCUAUGACGACUUCAACGUCAACGUCUGGGACACCCUCAAAGGCGAGCGUGUCGGCGUUCUGGCCGGUCACGAGAACAGGGUCAGCUGUCUCGGCAUCUCUCCGGAUGGCGCUGCGCUCUGCACGGGCAGCUGGGACAGCAUGCUCAAGGUAUCUCCUCACUAUUUGAAGACGUGCAACCUGCUGAUGCGCCAUCAGGUGUGGAGCUAG